AUGGCCGGACGUGGAGCUGCUACAGCCGCCGGAGCAUGGCGACCAGUCUCUGUCCUCGACGACUGGGUUGCUCGCGAGGCCCGCCCCAUUAGCCUGCGCCAGCUCAUGGUCUUUGGCCGCUCCCUUACCGAAAACCGCCUCAUCAGCUCCGCCAACUAUGUCCGCACAGAAUUACCAUCCCGAAUCGCACAUCGCCUCCGCGACAUGCAGCAGCUCCCCUACGUCGUCGUCACGAACCCCCACAUCAACGACGUCUACAACCUCUACUACAACGCCUUUGACACGUUUCGCAAGAUCAAAGAAGUAAAGACCCUCGAGGACAAUGACCACCUCUGCGACGUCAUCAGCCAGAACCUCAAGGGCCACCUGACCGUCAUCCCCAAGCUCGCCAUGGGCAUCCUCGAGUGUGGCGGGCUGAUGAACCCUCAAGAUCUCGACAAGUUUAUGAAUACCGUGUUACGAUCCCGCAUAUCUCGGCGCGUCAUUGCCGAGCAGCACCUCUCCCUCACCGAGACCUACCACUCGCCGCACUUUUCCCCCGGCGCCAAGCUCUCCGAGAGCGACUUCAUCGGCGAGGUCUUCAUCAAGUGCCAGGCGCGCGACGUCAUCGACCGCUGCGCGGCCGCCGUCACCGCCCUCGCUCGCUCCACCAACGGCCCCGACGCCCAGGUGCCCGCCAUCCGCGUCGACGGCCACCUCAGCGCCUCCUUCCCCUACAUCCUCAGCCAUCUCGAGUACAUCAUCGGCGAGCUCCUCCGGAACUCGGUGCAGGCCGUCAUCGACUGGCAGGCCAAACUCCAGGAAAAAUCUGCCGCCGCAAUAGAGCCCCCGCCGCCGAUUGAGGUCACGAUAUGCGAGGCGCAGGAGCACGUCAUCAUCCGCAUCUCGGACCGCGGCGGCGGCAUCCCCCGCGAGGAGCUGCCCUACCUGUGGUCCUUUUCCAAGGGCCCGCAGUCGGCCAGCCGCCUCGAGAACCUCGGCCGCGUGCCGCGCAUGGCCGCCACCAUGCAGGAGCUGCACAUUGACGAGCUCGGCCGCGCCGACCUCAAGGCGCCCUCCUACCCGACGCCACCGCCGCCGCCGCCCUCGCCGCAGGAGCAGGCGCCAACGGCCGCGACGCCGCACACGCCAUCGCAGCAGAACUCGCUGUCCAGCCUCACCAGCCGCCCGCCCAACCUGCGCCUCGGCAUGGGCCUGCCGCUCAGCCGCGUCUACGCCGAGUACUGGGCCGGCAGCCUGCACGUCCACAGCCUCGAGGGCUACGGCGUCGACGCCUUUUUGCAGAUCUCGCGGCUAGGCAACAAGAACGAGCAGCUCACGACGCGCGCCAGCAUGGACGCUGUAUGA
Molecule: messenger RNA, 1347 nt
Organism: Akanthomyces muscarius
Lineage: Eukaryota; Fungi; Ascomycota; Sordariomycetes; Hypocreales; Cordycipitaceae
Exons: 4
Coding region: 1-1347 (448 amino acids)
Biological process (GO): regulation of glucose metabolic process; protein phosphorylation
Cellular component (GO): mitochondrion
Molecular function (GO): pyruvate dehydrogenase (acetyl-transferring) kinase activity
Source: RefSeq, a predicted model, not a curated record